This is a messenger RNA of Nicotiana tabacum (common tobacco), 983 nucleotides long. Its product is annotated as bet1-like protein At4g14600. Lineage: Eukaryota; Viridiplantae; Streptophyta; Magnoliopsida; Solanales; Solanaceae. The record is from RefSeq and is a predicted model, not a curated record.
AAUAAUUUUAAAAACUGGACGAUCUUUGGCAGCACAGAAGUAUUUUUCAGUGUGUUAAAUUCUCAAUCCUUUUUAUUGAUACUUUAAAGUUUUUGGUGAACCUAGGGUUUCGAGGUUCCUUCAGUUUUUUCUUUCAAUGGCUUCUAUCUCUCAUAGAGGCGGUGAUUUCUACGGUGCUGCUUCCCACAGAUCCAGAGAUGGAUUGAGUACGAGGCAAGUAGGUGGUUCAGAUGAGAUACAGGUGCGGAUUGAUCCGAUGCACGGAGACCUAGAUAACGAGAUUACAGGUCUUCGCAAGCAAGUGAAACAGCUUAGAAAUGUAGCCCAAGAAAUUAAGUCUGAAGCAAAAUAUCAGAAUGAUUUUAUUAACCAACUGCAAAUGACAUUGAUCAAAGCUCAAGCAGGGGUGAAGAACAAUAUGAGACGGUUGAACAGGAGUAUCAUCCAGGAAGGAUCAAACCAUGUGAUGCAUGUUAUUCUUUUUGCACUAUUUUGCUUUUUUGUGAUAUAUUUGCUGUCCAAGUUUUCACGGAGAUAAGGGCGAUCUUCUGCGCUGUUUUGCUGUUUUUGGUGCAAGUCUUGAUGAAGAUGAGAGAUACACAUCUAUUCAAGGCAUCAUACAAAUUGCAAUGGUUAAUUUUUUGUGAUUGGGGACAGCAAGGGUGCAACUGUAGAAACUCCACAUAUUAGUCUUGUGUAAAGUUUUCUAAUCUUUAGAAGCACUGAGGAUUGUUAUUAGUUUCUGGUUCUCUUUUCACUUUUGUUUUUCUUUUUAAUACUUCCUAUAUGACAAAUGACAAUGAUCAUUAUGUGCUUAUCCUAGGAAAAAAUUGAUUAUUGCCGAUGGAAGAUGCUCUAUACUUCAUUUGUUUAAACAGCAGAGCCUGUUUUGGAGAAAAUGAUGUUCGGCAAACAGUGUAUAUAUUUGAUUUUAACUCUUACAAAGUCCACCCUUAAUUACAAUAUUCAAUGAUUUAAUAGAA